Molecule: messenger RNA, 1153 nt
Organism: Caenorhabditis sp. 36 PRJEB53466
Lineage: Eukaryota; Metazoa; Nematoda; Chromadorea; Rhabditida; Rhabditidae
Source: the annotation of a GenBank genome assembly
AUGAUUCCGGCCAGUGAGUUCGAACUGAUUGGUCCCUCCCUACGAGAAUUUGAAUGAUUCAGAUGUUCAGCUGAACCGUGAAUCGCCGUGGGCGUCAGUUCGGGAGAAACCUGCUCUGCCGAAGGAAAUUGCAUUGUUCGAACGGCCAGGAUGGAGAAUGUUGCAGAAGGAGACUCCGGUUUACGAUCUCUCGGUAUUUAUGAAUGAAAUCAGGAUGGUAUUCAGGCAGGUACUCAGAAUAUCGCCACUUCCGGCACAAGCAAGCGUCCAAGUUGAUUUCAGUUCAAAACGCCGUCGGAUCUUUCGUACGAACAGGGAAACACACUUUCCCGUUUGGAAUGGGCCCUACGCCAUCAUCGGAAGAAAUGGAAUGAUCGACCGAUGACGGUCAGAAGUCUAAACGGAAUAGGUGAUUUGGUGGGCAUCUUGUUGGGAUGGAUGAAAGGUUCGGCGGAAUGGGUGAUGCACGCGGAAGGCUUCCGGAAGCUCCCCGUAAAGGAAAAGUUUGGAGUGCUUCUGGGCACGUGGCAAGUCUGGACUCAUCUGGAGAGACUGCAGUUGAGCAUUGAAGUGCUCGGAGAAAGAGCAAUCACAGAGAGAGUAAGCCAAUUUCAUGUAGUUCCGAAGAAAGAUUGCAUAUUUCCAGUUAUUAAUUGGGAGGGGGGAGGAGGCGAUUGACAUGCGGCUUCUGGAAUUGGACAUUUCCCCGAUUUCGAAGUGUUCUCUCGAACAGUUACUACCGAUCUUCACUCCGUUUUUCGAUAGAAUAUUCGACGACGUCGGCAAGCAGUUAUUGGAGUUGCGGCCGUCUUCCCUCGAGGUCACUUUCAUGCUCUGUUAUGUCGGAUGGACGAUCACAGGUAAGACGGUACCCUUGCGAUCUUCUUCCCAAUUCGAAUGAUCUUCAGAAAAACUUCAGCGAGUGAAAGACAAGUCGGCGACGGAUUUGUUCAUCAACUCGAUAACCGACGAGCUGCACGAGCAUUACACCGAGCGCCACGGGACGAGCAAUUACGCGGCACGCCUCAUCAGAAUGACGAAUAUCGUGAACAAGCUGGAAGUCAUCUUCCGAGAUCGACGGAAACUUCUCGAGAUUGCAAAGCUCUUCGACGUUUUCAAGACAAACAUCAGUGAACCGUGUAUAUUUGAAUGA